AAUAUUCUUAUGCAAUGUAAAAUCUAUCCAAUAUUUUAAGUGAAAUACAUAGAGUAUGUAUGUGCGUAUAUCUUGCCAAGAAAUUAACCUGUUUAAGCUAGUAGGGCUCUAAGCAAUUUGUGCUAGUAACACUGCUGACCCAUCUGAUGACUAAGAGGUUGUAGAGAACAGUAAAAAGAGAGAGCAGAUCUGACUCCUAGGUGUAUAAGCUGCUUUGUGCUCCAGAGCUCUGAGCAUCCUUUACUCUCUCCAGUCUUCCCCAUGCAGCAUGCUCUUUACAUACACAGCAAAGCACUGACAUCCCUCUUUAUCCAAUGAACAAUAUCUAUUGGCUCUUUUUAUCCCUCUUGCUUGUUAUUUCUAUCUGUAGUGAAAAGAAGAAUAUCCAGUGUUACCUGCCUAGCACGAUUUAUGCAAGAUUCAGAAAUGUAGCAACAGCUGGAAGUUUAUGUCACCUGUGGGGUACAAUGUUUUACUGUUCCUGCUGCUUUUUCAGUGAAGAUGCUUUAUUUAGACAACAGCUAAAAAAGAUUCAGUGCUGGAUCUAUAUCAACUCAGUGUGUGAAUUGCAUUGACUUCAUCUCCCUAGCCCUGUAUUGCUAAUACAAUGCUUUUGGAGAACUGUCUGAGAUUUCUAGCUUAUGGUUUUUACCUAUGGAUUUUUCUCUUUCUGACCUUCCUCAGAGGUUCCCAUCAAGGUGAAUACCAAAGGAAACUUUACAGAGAACUUUUAAGGAAUUACAAUCGCCUCGAAAGACCUGUGAUGAAUGACUCCCAGCCUUUACUCGUAGAACUACAACUUUCUCUUCUUCAAAUAAUUGAUGUGGAUGAAAAGAAUCAAGUCUUGAUUACAAAUGCAUGGCUUCAGAUAUACUGGAAUGACGUCUACCUAACAUGGGACCAAUCUGAAUAUCCUGGAGUCCAAACUCUUCGUUUUCCAUCUGAUCAGAUAUGGGUUCCUGAUAUACUAUUAUACAACAGUGCAGAUGAAAGAUUUGAUGCAACUUUUCAUACUAAUGUCUUGGUCAACUCUACUGGUGCCUGCCAAUAUAUUCCACCAGGAAUUUUAAAGAGCACAUGCUAUAUAGAUGUGCGGUGGUUUCCUUUUGAUGUGCAAAAGUGCAAAUUAAAAUUUGGAUCUUGGACUCAUAAUGGAUGGCUACUUGACUUGCAAAUGUUGGAAGCGGAUAUUUCAAAUUACAUUUCUAAUGGAGAAUGGGAUCUAGUAGAUGUGCCGGGGAAAAGAAAUGAACUAUAUUAUGACUGCUGCAAGGAGCCAUACCCUGAUGUUACCUACACAGUGACCAUGCGUAGACGCACUUUAUACUAUGGAUUAAAUUUACUGAUACCGUGUGUCCUUAUAUCUGGGUUGGCAUUGCUUGUGUUCCUCCUGCCCGCUGAUUCAGGAGAGAAGAUAUCUCUAGGCAUCACCGUUCUGUUGUCACUGACUGUCUUUAUGCUGCUUGUAGCAGAAAUUAUGCCUGCAACAUCAGAUUCUGUACCGCUAAUUGCACAAUAUUUUGCAAGCAUCAUGGUCAUCGUGGGUCUUUCCGUAGUUGUGACAGUGCUAGUUCUACAAUUUCACCAUCAUGAUCCACAGGCAGGAAAAAUGCCAAAAUGGGUACGGGUUAUCCUUCUCAACUGGUGUGCUUGGUUUUUAAGAAUGAGAAAACCUGGAGAGAACAGGAGGCCUAUUCCCUGCAGAUAUGUGUACCCUAAUCACCACCAUUCCAGCAUUAGCAGCAUUGAAAUGAAUAUUGCACCAGCACAGCAAUCCAACAAUGGCAACGUCUACUGCGGUUACCACACCCUGGAAAGCCCUUGUUGUCCACCAAACAGUGACUCUGGAGUUAUGUGUGGAAGAGUGACAUGUCCUUCCCUGGAGGACAGUGACCUUGUUCAAAAGAAAUGCUUGCGAGAAAGUAUGCCAGAGAUUGUUAAGAUAUUGGAAGAAGUACAGUAUAUUGCCAGGCGUUUCAGAGACCAUGAUGAGGGAGAAGAGAUCUGCAGUGAGUGGAAGUUUGCUGCUGCAGUUAUCGACCGCUUGUGUCUUGUUGCUUUCUCACUUUUCGCCAUUAUCUGUACAAUUACCAUCUUGAUGUCAGCACCGAACUUUAUAGAAGCAGUUUCCAAGGACUUCACAUGAGAAAGAAUUUAGGAUGUUUAGUCUGCAAUUGCAAACAUUUAUUUUAAAUAAGUUAAUUGUUGUUGCUCUCGUUACGUCUAUAAAACGUAUUUUAACUAAUUAAGAAAUAACUGUGUUAGUGACAAAUAAACUCAAAAAUAUAUUACCAUCUAGAUAAAAUAUUUACCAUCAAAUGUUGUCCAUAAUAGUGUCACUAUAUGCUUCUGUGUCCCAUAGCAGAAACAUUAAUUCCAAAUAUAUGAAAUUGGAACAUCAUUCUACCCAAUCCUUGACCCAAAAACUGCCCUGGCUUGUCCAUCUGUUUCAAUGUUUAGCAAAAUCAAAAGCACUUUUAGUAUCAAUAGAUACGUUGGGGUCAGUUCACUAAGCUGUAUAACUAAUUUUAACUGCAUUCCUUAUUUUGUCAGACACUUCAUUUCUAAAACAAAGUGUCAAAUAAAAAAAAAUGGUAUAAAUAUAGAAUUUUUUUUUCAUAUC
Messenger RNA from Rana temporaria (common frog), 2623 nucleotides. Its product is annotated as neuronal acetylcholine receptor subunit alpha-7-like. Gene Ontology annotation, molecular function: acetylcholine-gated monoatomic cation-selective channel activity; transmembrane signaling receptor activity. Gene Ontology annotation, biological process: signal transduction; chemical synaptic transmission; monoatomic ion transmembrane transport. NCBI's taxonomy places the organism in Eukaryota, Metazoa, Chordata, Amphibia, Anura, Ranidae. The transcript is spliced from 10 exons. The record is from RefSeq and is a predicted model, not a curated record. Gene Ontology annotation, cellular component: synapse; neuron projection; postsynaptic membrane. The coding region runs from base 608 to 2146 and encodes 512 amino acids.